Venustampulla echinocandica is the source of this 1170-nucleotide messenger RNA. Its product is annotated as HAD-like protein. The transcript is spliced from 3 exons. Lineage: Eukaryota; Fungi; Ascomycota; Leotiomycetes; Helotiales; Pleuroascaceae. Gene Ontology annotation, biological process: glycerophospholipid biosynthetic process. Gene Ontology annotation, cellular component: mitochondrion. The record is from RefSeq and is a predicted model, not a curated record. Bases 1 to 1170 code for a protein of 389 amino acids.
AUGGCUCCUUCACGCGUUUCGCGGCGCUUUAGUAGUGCCACUACUGGCAUUGCUGAGGAUGGCUCACCGAACUUUGCUUUUGCUUUUGAUAUUGACGGUGUACUCCUACGAUCCUCAUCCCCAAUUCCUGGAGCUUCCGCUGCUCUUACCCACCUCCACAACAACAAUAUUCCAUUUAUCCUCCUUACCAAUGGAGGCGGCAAGCAUGAAAGCGCAAGGGUCGCAGAGUUGAGCAAGAAGUUAAAUAUUCCCCUGACAGAGGAGAACUUCGUCCAGUCCCAUACACCUUUCAGGCAGCUAGUUGAAGGUUCGGAAGAGACGCAGAGCCUGGAGGACAAGACUAUCCUUGUAACCGGUGGAGACGGGGACAAGUGCCGAAAGGUUGCCGAAAUGUACGGAUUCAAAAACGUUGUCACACCUGGCGAUAUCCUCAUGGCACACCCCAACAUCUGGCCCUUCAACCAGAUUUUCUCUGACUAUUACCAUAAUAAUACGCGUCCAUUACCCCGCCCCAUCGACCCUGCUAACCCAUCCAAAUCCCUCAAAAUCGAUGCUAUAUUUGUGUUCAAUGAUCCGCGUGAUUGGGCAUUGGAUACUCAAAUCAUUCUGGAUUUGCUACUGUCGAAGGAAGGUAUUCUCGGCACAUAUUCUGAAAAGAAUGGUGACCCCUCUCUUCCCAACAAUGGCUGGCAGCAAGAUGGUCAACCCAAACUCUUUUUCUCCAACCCCGACCUGUUCUGGGCUACAUCCUACCAUAUGCCAAGACUCGGCCAGGGCGGCUUCCAGGCUUCAUUGGAAGGAGUUUGGAGCGCUACGACAGAUGGUGCAGCUUUAAGACGGACUACCAUCGGAAAGCCGCAUACACACACAUAUGAAUAUGCCGAGAAACUAUUGAUUAGAUAUCGUGCUAAGCUAUUGGGUGAACCGGCCAAGAAAGUUGGCAAGUUGGACCGUGUAUUCAUGGUGGGAGACAACCCCGAAAGCGAUAUUCGUGGCGCAAAUGAAUUUAAAAGUCCACUUGGAACUGAGUGGACCAGUGUUCUUGUGAAGACAGGGGUGUUUAGGGAAGGAUCCAAUCCUACAUACAAACCCAAGGUCAUUGUUAAUGAUGUCCUUGACGCGGUCAAAUGGGCCCUCAAGCAGCAGGGCUGGAACGGUCAAAUCCAGUAG